Heterocephalus glaber (naked mole-rat) is the source of this 1823-nucleotide messenger RNA. RefSeq names its product nucleosome assembly protein 1 like 5 (gene Nap1l5). Gene Ontology annotation, biological process: nucleosome assembly. Lineage: Eukaryota; Metazoa; Chordata; Mammalia; Rodentia; Bathyergidae. The record is from RefSeq and is a predicted model, not a curated record. Gene Ontology annotation, cellular component: nucleus.
CCAGUGAGUGGCGGUGGGUGGGACCACGGCUCAGCUGCCCAGCGAGAGCAGCACCUCUGCGGGACCGGUAGUCCUCUGCGACAGCCUCAGCCUCCGCCUCCGCCAUGGCCGACGCGGAGAACCGGGGCCCCGCGGAGCCCAGCCAGGCGGCGGCGGCUGCCGGGGCUGCGGCCCAGGAGGUAAUGGCCCAGGGUGGCAAGGCGGAUGUCGCGGCCACGCCCCAGACCCCCUCAGAAAACUCGCCCAAGCCCAGAAAUGACUUUCUUGAGAGCCUGCCCAAUUCUGUCAAGUGCCGCGUCCUGGCGCUCAAAAAGCUGCAGAGGCGAUGCGAUAAAAUAGAGGCCAAAUUUGAUAAGGAAUUUCAGGCUCUGGAGAAAAAGUACAACGACAUUUAUAAGCCCUUGCUUGCUAAGAUCCAAGAGCUCACGGGCGAGAUGGAGGGGUGUGCGUGGACCUUGGAGGGGGAGGACGAGGAUGAAGAUGACUAUGAGGACGAGGAGGAGGACGAGGAGGAGGAGGAGGAGCAGGAGGAGGAGCAGGAGGAAGGAGGUCGCCGCGGGAGCGAGCAGCGCCCAGGUGCAUGAGGACGCCAAGAAGUAAGAGGGCAGUUCACAGGGAAGAUGCCCAACAGACACCCUCCUCCCGUUAUUCUAAUAUUGGUGGACUUUAAAAGGCUCAGCUUUUAGACCAAAAAUACAAUGUGAAUUUAUUCUGACAUUCCUAAAUUAAAGCAAUUAGAUCCUGGCCAGCCCAUUGCAAAUCUGACUUUCCUGUUGAACACAACAAAGAUAUCAAAACAUAUUGAAGGUGAAUUAAGCUGAUUUUCUUUUCAGCUAUCUUUUGUAAAGACUGAAAAUUGAGGCCUAAAACAGGUGUCAGAAGAUGUGAACUAAGGAACGCCACUUUGAAACCCAGUCAUGACCCGGGCUGAAGGCGUUUUCCAUUCUUAAUUCUUCAAUUUCUUUAGGCCUUGCAUUUCCCAAUCCAGAGAAAGCAAACCCAAGAAAGAUGCCAACUUCAAGACUUUGCCUUUCUAACCCCGACAUCAGCUGUAUGCUUCAGAGGAGAGAUGGCAGACAGGAAACCUGUGAUUGAGACCCUGACACUACUGCUAAGGACACUAAGAAAACUGCCAUUUCAAGUUCUGAUAGAUGUUCUGAAUAUGUGAGUUUUGAGAAACAACAUGGUCUCAAGAAGGAGGGUGUAUAGUGUAUAAUAUUGUCAACAUAUGUAUUCAUUAGUUACAGUCUCAUGUUUAUGUGUUUUCUUAGUAUUGUCUACUUACAAAGGUGUAAAAACUACCCCAAAUGUUUAAGUAUUAAAUCAAUCUAGCAUUUUAGAAAUAUAAAUUUACUUGAAGAGAAGUAUAAUGUAGCAAAUUAUGUACAGCAUGUGUAUUCAGUGUUAUGUAGUUUGAUCUUUGUGAAGUCUUUCUGUCACGUUGCUUUUAGGGUAUAACUGUGAAAAGCAUCAGAACUCCUCACAGAAGCAAGUAUGUUUGGAAAAAAUAUAUACUUGAAGAAACAAUCCAAGUGUGUGCCCCCACCCCCAGCUCAGAAGUAGAAAGGGUUUAUGUUUGCUUAUAUUAGCUCUGCCUUCAUUAUUUUGCUAUGUAAAUGUAAGUAGUAUAAAAUGGUUCAUAAUCAAGUGUUACUGCUCGACUGGCAUACAGGAAGGAUUUUUAAGAACACAUUUAAUGUAAAAGACUUUUAGCUUCUUUGUGGGUUUUGAAUUAUGUGUGAGCCAGUGAUCUAUAAAAAAUAAGCAUAAACUUGUUUACCAUUGUGGUGUUAAUAAAAUAGUAUUUUCCCAAAAAAAAAAAA